AUGGCGGCUGUAGAAGAUGUAACAGCGAAUCUUCCGUCUCUGCAGUUUGAAGCCGCUUUAACUCUCGAUGAAAAGUACGUUUCCUAUAAGGGUGUAUGAUUUGAACGCCUUCGAGCCUUAACUGACGUUAUUUGUGGUUGUCUCUGUUGUAGACAGAUGCUGUAUUUGCGUGGACGAAGUCAUGCCUUGACAGUGUCUGCCUGUGCACAAGCGUAAGUAAAAAUCAAAGCUCAUGUCAUCAGUUGCUCGACCUGUUGUGCUGAUUGAAUUUUCUGCUUUUGAAAUUUAUGUGAUUUCACAACAAUUUUUUGAUGUGUAGUUAGAUAUGAAAGAAAUGAAUUUGCAAAUUAUCAGAUGAAUGCCAUUGGGAAUUAAAUUUACCUUUUUUGGCAUGAAAGCGGCUUUUCAGCGGAGCUUGUUCAUCGGGGAAACUUGCUGCCGGUACUCCCGCUGUAUUAAUAUAAUGAUUUAGUGUAACGAUGAAGCUCAUUAAAGGAGUCGUGUACUCCAAUUUCCAAAACGAUAAUCAGAGCGAUCGCUCUGACGAAGGGCUAACGCUCGAAACGUCAGCUUUUUUACCCUUUACGGUGGCUAAUUUACGUUUUCAACCCAGUUGUUAACACUAAAUUACCUGCUAUACUCUCCCACCGACGCAGCACCACAGUUUCUUUAGAAACUUACCCCUUUAUUAUGGUUGAGUUUUACUCGCACAACAUACUGCAUACUUUAUCCAGUUCUGUAUGGUCAUUUUUAGGGCCUUUCUGGUAGCCGUUUUAAAUGAUGCAAGGCAAAAAAUUGUGGAAAUAAAAUAUCCAGUCAAGAAAAAGGUAUUUUGUUUUAAGUUAUAAUGUUUUAGUGUGGCCAACAUUUCAUAUGUUAAGCAUUGCAGAAACAUUUACAAAUGGCAUUAUUGUGAAAUUAAGUUUCAGUUCACUUAGUUUGUGGAGAAGUACAUGUAAUUCUGCUGCUUGUUCUGAUUAUUGAGGCAGACAUAAAUUGAGUACUUGGAAGAGAUAGUUUGACAGUAUUCUAUCUAAGUUUAAUCACUUUCAGUCAUCCAAGCUUCUGCAAGAAGCCCCAAAGAGAGAUCCACUUUUGGUAGGAAUCAUUGGUUGUGGACGCUUAGGAAAACAACUUGCAAGUACACUACUUAAAUUCUGUAAGUUGCCUGGUUUAAUUUAACUCCUAUAUUAAAGAGGGAAUGGGGAACUAUCACAUCAUUUGUAUACAAAGCAAAUUUAACACAACUUGAUAUUGUAUAAAUUGAUUCAUUUCUGCUCAUGUGCUUUCGAAGCAAUCUUAUUUAGCUUGUGUAUAAUUUACUGGUGCAAUGCAGGGCAUCAAAUAUUGAUUAGUGAAAAAAACCUAUAUAGUUGUUAACAUGUAUAGUCAAGCAGAAUGAAGGGUUCUUUUUAUCUUAUCUUUGUGCUGUGACCAUCACAUGGGAACACUAGCACACCUUGUGUGCUUGGAAAAUCUUUGUCAAGAGUAUUUUAGCUAACUUAUUGUAUAGACUACUAGUACUGAAACAUACAUGUUUCAGCUGAUGUUCAUCCAGAAGAGUUAUUUCUCUCAACGAGGCAGCCAGAAACUUUAUCUGCCCUUCAGAUGAAAGGUGUCCAUUGUGGAUUUGAUAAUAUAAAGGUCUGUGAACUUUGUAUUGUUAUUUAUAACAUACUUGUCUUGUGAUGAAAUUGGUAACUUGAAAAAUCACGGCAUUAACCUGUUGAAGUCUAAACUUUUGAGGCUUCAUUUUCACAAUUGCUUAUCAUUAUCAUCAGAUAUAUAUAUUUUGUCCUUAGGUAUGCUCCACAGUACACAUACUAUUCAUCUGUUGUUUGCCGUCACAGUUCCCAACAGUAGCCAAGGUACAUGUUCAAUUUACUCAAUGGAAUUAGUUUCAAAAAUAUCUAAUCCUGGUGUUAACAAAAAAACCACUUUGAAAUGCAGCUCAGUGUUAUAUCGUAUAAUAACUCAAGGCUUUUUGAAAAUAACCUUUUCGUAACUAUUUAUGUUUGAAUAAUAAUUGAAGCAUUCUUAAUCUAUUUAACAACUGGUUUCUUUCUUUCCACUGCAGGAAAUCAAGGGACAUUUGAAAUGCCCUGUGUAUGUCUUAGUUGGAGGUAAAGUAUUGCAUAAUGUUUAUGUUGCACUUUAAACUUUAAACUUUUAGGAACACUUUGAUUUGGAACUACCGUUGCUUCAUAUUUUGAUGAAAAUAACAAUAACACUGGUUUGACGGGUCAAUUUUUAGUUUUUAAGAGGAAAUUUCCUAAACAAAUAUAUUAUAGUAAUAUCGAAUGUUGAUCAUGUUUAAAAUUCACAUGAGUUAAUAUUUGGCUAACUUGAACAUAGUCUUUCGUUGGCUGUGAAUAUAUGAAAAUCAUAUAUGUGAACUACGGAUUAGUAAUUGAAUAUGACAGCGGUCUUUGCAAUAAUGAACACUACUUGAGCAGUGGAGGAAGUAGAGCCUGAAAAAAGUUAGGCCUGCACAGAAUGUGAUAACGGUGCAGUGCUCAACCAACUGAGGUAACAAGCCAACUGGGAGCUUGUCAUUAUGUUGUUUGGCAAUACACCCAUGAAGCAAGGACUAAGAGACUGUGAAUAUACGAAAAUCAUCACCACAAAUAUUGCUUUCAUAUUCAUUUAUUAAUCCGCAGGUAACAUACAUGAUAUUCAUAUAUUCACAGUCUCUUGUUCACCACUACACUGGUUAUCAUUAAUUGCAACCCACAAAAAACUCCUAGGUUUGCAACCUGCCAGUUGGAGUUUUAAUGGUGUUAACAUAACUUGCUUUGAAUUCUUUGUUUCCCCUUAGCUGAGUGGGGUGGCUGUAAUCUAACUGAUGUGGAUGACUGCACUUUCAUAUAUACUAAAAGAAAUGCGUGGUGCAUUCCUAUUAUGUUAUUUAGAUCUUUUGAUUUUCGUUAAAUCCUUUUUUUCUCGCCCACAGGGACACCGCUUUUAAGAAUACGCCAACUUCUUGAAUAUGAGGAGAUCAUUAAGCCAGAUUUUGUAUCCUCGAAUACGCACGGCAAUCAAUGCAGAUCCUAUUUUUAAAAUGUGUAGAGUUUUAAGCCCCCUCGUAAAAACCAUAUAAAAGCAAACAAGAACAUCGUUCAGUGAAACAUUGAAACCUCAAUUGUUUCAUCGUUCAAACUUAUGUUCCACCUCAGAAGCUAGCUACUUACAUCGAGAGAGCCCUAACCUAUUACUAACCGAGUUUGAGGUACAUGCUGUAAGGGACGGACCGAGUUUUUUUUCCUCUCAAAUUUACAUGUAUGCCCCAAGUACGAUGUAUGCCCCCUUUAGAUGGCCCCAAGCACAGUGAAAUACAAAAAACAAGUCCGCUAAAUUUAUUUAUUUUAAUCAUAGCAAGCAUAUUCUUUAAUUUAGCGGGCUGCGUCCAGUCCUGGAAAUUUAAAUCAUAGCGCCUUUAGACCAGUCCUGGAGAAAACCAGACCCAAAUGAAGAUUCAAGUAAUAACUGGAACAUCGGUAAAGACGUAAGUCUUAGUGUUGGUAGUAUUCCCACUUCCUCCUUAUAUGAGCGCGGUCAACAGAGCUGGUCCAUUGUCCUUCAUGCUCCCCCCUCUUCCUCUUCAUAUGAGCGCGGUCAACAGAGCUGGUCCAUUGUCCUUCAUCCCCCCCCCCUCUUUUUAUAUGAGCGCGGUCAACAGAGCUGGUCCAUUGUCCUUCAUGCUCCCCCCCUUCCUCUUUAUAUGAGUGCGGUCAACAGAGCUGAUCCAUUGUCCUUCAUGCUCCCCCCUCCUCUUUAUAUGAGCGCGGUCAACAGAGCUGGUCUAUUGUCCUUCAUGCUCCCCCCUUCCUCUUUAUAUGAGCGCGGUCAACAGAGCUGGUCCAUUGUCCUUCAUGCUCCCCCCUCCUCUUUAUAUGAGCGCGGUCAACAGAGCUGGUCCAUUGUCGCAUCGCCCUCUGUUUAAUUCGGUAACUUUGCUGAAAAUUCCUUACCGAGCAGAAAUCUCGGUGUGCUAAAAGGGCUAAAAUUUCCCAUAUGAACAGUAGACAAAGUUUUUUCCUGUUAACCAAUCCAAACCGAUCACUGGGAUCGUAUGAAUAAUUCUUUAGGUUUAUCUAGUGUGUGCAGAGUAGUCGUCUCGACUUCUUCUCCGGAGAAACCCGUUACUGAAGUAUUGUUUUGUUUUCGAUCAUGUCUUUCUAUUCCAGAGUGUUCCAUGCCAAAACUUCAGAGUGCUUUUCUUUACGUCCUGAAAUCAAUGUCACAGUUUAUUUGCAUUACCUUUAAGGUGUACAGUGUUUAAUAAACUUAAUUUGUUUUUCUCCUUCAGAUAAACGAAAUUCUUCGCGAAGAUCCUAACAGUUGUGAUGUCACCUGCCCGCUUAAUCUCAAUAAAGAUUGUAAGUGCAUGUAACGUAUUGACGUCUUCUGUUACAGUGGACUAAAAAACGGCAAAUGGAAUGUUGAGGUUUCACAAAAUGAAAGACGGAAUUCAUGGGUCACGUAUAUUUCAGGAGGAAAAUCACGCCUCACAUUUUGUAGCAGUUACAUUAUAUGUAAACUCGGUGUUUUUUGAUUGGCAGCUGCUAUUGUGGAGACGGGAGAGGAUUGGGCCGAGUUGGCCGUGGUGACUUUCCUUAACAUGUGUACUGAAAAAGAGCUGGACAUGGAACAGUCUGUGAGGUACUUAAAAGUGCAAAAGUACAAAAAAGAAUCUGAAAUGUUUUCAAUUUGCUCCGCAUAUUGUAGAGACGUCGUAAAAGCAAGUAGUUCGAAAGAAGUGAUUUAUUUUGUGAAAGUUAAAGUCCACUUAUCCUCGUGUUACUUUGCAGGAUACUCACCCUAAAAUAACAGUAUAAUACCUACUAUAAAAAUUAAAAAAAACCUUGGUACACGCUAUUCACAUUAGGUCCAUUUCUUGAUAAGCUUAUUUUUAAUCUUAUGUUAAAACUGCCCACUUCGUCUUCAUAAACUUCAUAUUUUUAUGAGUAGGGUCUCGCGAGACAUUUGACUGUUGCAGUUAUUAAGUCAGCAAAGCUUGGCCCCUGCUGCAUUCCCGUAAGUAAAGUUUUGCAGUAAGUCUUAUCAGCUUUGUUUCAUGUCUCUUCAGGCUUUGUAACACAAUCGUGUUUGGUAUGGGUCCCACAGAUGACCGUGGUGAUGGCAUCUCUGUGGAUGAACUUAAUUCCGAUAUAAAUUUGUUAGGCAUAAGGAACAGUACCACAGUUGAAAAGUAAGGCUCUAAGUUAUCUUCGAUGUAGUAGUUGUCAGUGACUCACUUUCUCUCAGUACUGGAACAACCAGAUCUUAUCGUCCACUGAAACUCCGAUUGAAAUAAUACAGUGAUAACAAUUUAGAGAUUACGGCAACAUGAAAGUAGAGUAUAUCAGUAUCUCACUGCAGAGAAAAGUGCCACAUUCUUUCUUACUGACUAAGUACAGUAUAUCAGUAUCACAUUGCAGAGAAAAGUACCACUUUCUUUUUUACUGAAUAAGUACAGUAUAUCAUUAUCAUAUUGCAGAGAAAGGUGCCACUUUCUUUCUUACUGAAUAAGUGCAGUAUAUCAUUAUCACAUUGCAGAGAAAAGUGCAACUCUCUUUCUUACUGAAUUUCAUACCCAUAAGAAAACAAGCAAAACUGAGUUGGAUAAAGAUCAGAUUUCAAACCUGGAAAAGUAUUUAUAUGCUCACAGAGAGCCUGGAAGUAUGUCUGGAAAAAUUUACCUAACCUCGCUCGCCAGAUCUCUCGAGUAAGAACAACACGGCUGGAGAAGUAUUGGCCACUGAAAUUUCUUUCCAAGGAUUAGAGAAUCAUCUUACUUGAAACUGAAAACGAAAUUCUUAUCGAUGCGUUUUUGUUCAGAUUCUUCCCGCGUUUCGAUCUCAGCAAGAUCUCUUUCGGUCGGAGUAAAUUUGGAAAACGUCUCAUGGAACCUAAUGGAAGUCUGAGGCGAAUGUUUGUCAAAAGAUACAGAGCUGUGUUUGACAAGUAAGGAGAUUGAACAUUUAUUUGAUAGAUGUAAAGGAUGUAGACCGCGGGAUUCUGGGACGAUUGAACUCACACCGAAAUUCUUAGAAGUUGUUCACCUUGUGAAGAAUUGUGGUAAAUUUUAUGAGCAAAGCUUUCCUUGUCAUUGUCACUGGACGUAAGUAAGCGGUUUCCCAAUUGAUAAAUUAAUAAGCUGCCCAUAUGUCGGUAUCUUGUUUUCGCCCGCUUCCGCAAAAACUCGUCAUAUAAUCUCAUCGUCAUAUAAGCCCAUUGCGACUUUUCCGCCAAAGAAAUUAAGGUUCUUGCGCGCUCACUGUUAAGGUUAUGGGAAGGUCUCAAACUUGCACUCACCCUCGGAUCUAGAGACCAAGGUCGCUAACAUUAUAGGGGGGGCGGGGUUCGGUGUAUACGUCUUCUUUCCUCGAGUGAGAGAUGCUGUUAACAACACCAGGAAAAAUUCGUGUGUCUUAGCGGCCAUGUAACAUUCUAGUCUACCCAUAGAUGGUGAUUAGGUUUUCAAAGCCAAAUACAUGAUUUUAAGACGCAUUAAAAGGGACCUGAUCACCCGCAGAAGAGCCGCCUUCGCUUCACUACUAUUUUAAAGUGGGAGGUAGUUUACCUUUUUCACUUUUUAUUCAACGUGCCACCCGCCCCCACCCUACCCACCCCACCCCUACACAAACUUUACCUCCAAUCCACCCUUGGAAAACAUACUGAUGAACUGACGAACAAACAUGCAAGCUGUGAUAUGUUUACUAAGAAAGAGAUUGGCAAAGAUUCGUUUCAUCCUCUUUUGUGCUAAAAAUAAAAUUCAUGCCCGCGUACAACUCAUCAAGAAUGGACAUGAUUUUCCCUUUUUUCACCUACUUUUGGAAAUCAUCGUUGAAAUUUAUAACAAUGUAUUGAAUUAAAUGAAAGAAAGUACUUUUUCUAUUCAGCAUAUCAGUAGUACAGUUGGCAAGAGAACGUUCCUUGAGCCGAGUCCUAGAAUUAUCUUACUGAUAGUAUACGACGGAAUACUCCUGCGUAGGAAAGUUUCCGCAAUGGAUAUGAUCCGACUGAAUUAGCUGCUUUUCGCUUCAGUUUUUUUUUCUCUGUUUUUAUUAAUUUUUUUUUGGCUCUUUUCUUUUAGGUUCCAGUAUUGGAAAGGUGUUCCUACGAAUGUGUCAUAA
Molecule: messenger RNA, 7139 nt
Organism: Pocillopora meandrina
Lineage: Eukaryota; Metazoa; Cnidaria; Anthozoa; Scleractinia; Pocilloporidae
Source: the annotation of a GenBank genome assembly